AUGGCGUCAAUUGAUCAGCCGCUCAACGGCAAAAUUUUGCUCAUUACUGGAGGUGCAUCAGGAAUCGGCCUGAGUGUGGUAAAACAAGCACACAGCCUCGGCACGCGCGUCCUGGUCGCAGACCUCAAGACGACACCAGACUUUGAUGCCUUUGCGGCUGGCAAGAGCAACAUAGUCUACGUGCAAUCAGACAAGCAAUGGAACGACGUACCGGAUGCCUAUGCCAUUUGUGCGGGGCUAUUCGAGCCUUCGUUUUCCAACUUCUGGCAAGACCCGGAGCAGGAUGAGGGAUACAAGCAGGUGGACGUUAACGUGAACCAUCCUAUCAAACUGACGAGACUGGCAAUCAGGAAGAGCCUAUUAAAGGGAAAGCGAGCGAGUGUUUGCAUCAUUGCCUCUAUUGCAGGUAUUGCAGGAAACCUGGCUGCACCAUUGUACUGUGCAACGAAGCACGCCAUUGUGGGAUUUGUAAAGUCGCUCGCACUCAGCGAGCCCAUGACCGGCGUCAAAGUCACCACGCUGUGUCCCGCUGGCGUAUGGACGCCGCUAUUCGACGCUGCCAAGCAGCAGCAAUUCUCGGUUACUCGCGACACUACACUGACGCCGGAAGCAUGUGCAACUCAGCUCUUGAAUCUCCUCCAGAAGAAGGAGUACCCCUGUGGAAGUGUGUUGGAGAUUAGCUUGGGCGGCACACGCUUGAUUCCUGAAUGGUGUGUUCAACCUCCCACAGGCGUCGACGUGGGCCAAGCUACUGACGAAGCUUUUAUUGACAAUAUGCUGAAGCCUGUACGUGACAGGCUCGAUGCGGAAAGGGAGAAACUAUGA
This is a messenger RNA of Exserohilum turcica Et28A, 825 nucleotides long. RefSeq lists its product as uncharacterized. NCBI's taxonomy places the organism in Eukaryota, Fungi, Ascomycota, Dothideomycetes, Pleosporales, Pleosporaceae. Gene Ontology annotation, cellular component: cytoplasm. Gene Ontology annotation, molecular function: oxidoreductase activity, acting on the CH-OH group of donors, NAD or NADP as acceptor. The record is from RefSeq and is a predicted model, not a curated record. The coding region runs from base 1 to 825 and encodes 274 amino acids. The transcript has 4 exons.